AUGACGGAAUCACAUUCUUUUGUUCACGAGUUGCUCAUUUCUGUAUAUCAACGAUUAAGUUCUGCUGUUGCUUCGAUUCUUCGACGUUACAAACGCUCGAAACGAAGUUCAAAUUCUAAAAAACACUCACUCCCUAAAGAGACCUUAAGCGAGCAUGUAUCAGUCACCAAAUCAACACUAGGCACCCGCAUGUCUGAUCUCGAACAACUAGCUGAAGAGGCUGGCGUGGAUCUUUCGACGGUCUGGCAGGCGGCAUUGGCAGCGACUCUUCACUUCUAUAACCCAUCUGAAGCUUUGAGCUUCGCAUUUAAUGACGGCAGCAAUGCAUCGUCCGCAGGUUCGGACAAUGAAGCUAGUAUCUGCAGUCUUCGCGUAGAGCCAGCUGAGACUACUAUCGAGCUUUUGCAGAGACUAUACGAUAGUGCUGAGAGCACUGAGACGGAAGAUAAUGCGUCUCCCACUCCUCAGAUCAGCUGGAAACGUGUUGGUGAUGCUGACGCACCAGCAUGUAAAGCUGGGAUCCAAAUUCACAAUCGUGGUACCAUACAGGGCAAUUCUAUCGGGAAUCAAAAGGUUGACGUUUUGUUCAAAAUAACUACGACAAAAAGCGGAAAUAUCAGAGCAAAACUACAGUACUCGCAAGAGAAGGUGCCGGAAAGUUUAGCUUUGAGUAUGCUUAACACAUUUGACCUCGUUCUCAAAAGUAUGCGCAAGGCCCCUUUGAUAUCAAUCGAAGAAUUCAAUGUCUGUUCGCCACACGACCGCAAAAUCAUUCAAAAGUUCACGGCUUCUGUGUCUGAACCAGAAACAAGAUGUAUCCACGAGAUCAUCAUCGAACGGUGUAAAGCAACCCCAAAUGCGAUUGCUAUCACAUCUUCUCACGAGGAUAACAUGACUUAUGGGGAACUCGAUCAUCUCACAUCACAACUCGCGCAUAGACUCAUCGCACUGGGCGUCAAACCAGAAACUUUCGUGCUCAGCUGUUUCGAGAAGUCAAUUUGGGCUAUCAUUGCUCGCCUAGCUAUCCUGCGGGCAGGAGGUGCUUAUAUCAUGGUCGAUGCAAAGAACCCGCCGAAUUACCUAGACUCUAUCACUCGAAGAGCUGAUGUGAGGAUCAUGCUGACCUCGCCAAAAUUCAAAGACCAAUUCAUUGAUCUGGUACCUACCGUUCUUGAGAUUUCGAGGAACACUCUUCAAGCUCUUCCAUUCAAUUCUUUACCACCCGUGGUAAAAGUCAACGCCCAAAACGCAUGUCUCAUUCUCUUUACUUCGGGUAGCACUGGACAUCCAAAAGGAAUAGUACAAACCCAUCAGUCGUACGCAACUGCCAUCCGAGACUACGCUCGAAUGCUCAACCUGGGACCACACAGUCGUAUGUUGCAAUUCGACGAUUACACCUUCGACAUCAGCAACAACGACUACUUCGCACCCCUCAUGACCGGCGGCACCUGUUGCGUUCCUCGCCCAUGCAGCACUAUCCCCCAACUCGUCCGCGAAAUCAACGAAACAAACGCAACCUCCACCUUCCUCACCCCCACCGUCGCCAUCCAACUCCCACCCUCCCUCGUCCCCUCCAUGAAACUCCUCUGCGUCGGCGGCGAAGCCAUGUCCGCCGACCUCCUCAAGAAAUGGUCUCCUCACGCCAAAGUCAUAAACCAAUACGGCAUGGGCGAAGUCGCCACCUUCUGCGCCUACGAUGACCAUCCGUCGCCAUUAUCCGCUUCCUCAAUCGGCAAGCCAGGCUGCAACACCAUCUGGCUCGUCUCGCUCUCCUCCCCCGAACGUCUCACCCCCGUCGGCGCCGUCGGCGAAGUCCUCAUCGAAGGCCCCAACCUCGGACGCGGCUACCUCGACCCCCUAAUCCGCACCACCGGCGCGCGCUUCCUCCCCACCACGCCCUCCUGGUUCGAAUCCAUCCAUCCAGACCGCAAACCCUCGCAAUUCUACCUCUCCGGCGACCUCGCCCGGUACACCCCCUCGGGGACCCUCGAGUUCGUAGGCCGCAAAGACCUCAUGCUCAAACUCGACGGGUGCCGCAUCGACGCCGUAGAAGUCGAACACUGCGCGCGCGCCAGCUUACACGCGAAAGACGCCAUCGUCGUCGACCUGCUCGGCGCCGUUGAAGAAGACUCGUCGCCCGUGCUCACCGCGUACCUGUAUCUCCACGACCAUCCCUUUGCCGCGGCGGCCGCCGCCGACUCGACGGGCUUUCUCCCGUCUGAGAAGUGUGCGGUUGCGACGAAGAAGGUUGAGGGUGUGGAGAGGGCGCUGCGCGGGAUUCUGCCGGGCCAUAUGGUGCCGGCGAGGUGGGUGGUUGUUAGUCGGGUGCCGAGGACGGGGAGUCGGAAGACGGAUCGGAAGAUGUUGAGGGGGGAGGCUGAAGGGUGGUGGAGGGCUCAGAGGGGGUGA
Glarea lozoyensis ATCC 20868 is the source of this 2409-nucleotide messenger RNA. Its product is annotated as Acetyl-CoA synthetase-like protein. The record is from RefSeq and is a predicted model, not a curated record. Gene Ontology annotation, cellular component: cytoplasm. NCBI's taxonomy places the organism in Eukaryota, Fungi, Ascomycota, Leotiomycetes, Helotiales, Helotiaceae. The transcript is spliced from 2 exons. Gene Ontology annotation, biological process: amino acid activation for nonribosomal peptide biosynthetic process; secondary metabolite biosynthetic process. Gene Ontology annotation, molecular function: phosphopantetheine binding. The coding region runs from base 1 to 2409 and encodes 802 amino acids.